Molecule: messenger RNA, 658 nt
Organism: Helianthus annuus (common sunflower)
Lineage: Eukaryota; Viridiplantae; Streptophyta; Magnoliopsida; Asterales; Asteraceae
Product: protein FATTY ACID EXPORT 6
Exons: 3
Coding region: 152-511 (119 amino acids)
Cellular component (GO): membrane
Source: RefSeq, a predicted model, not a curated record
GCCAACAAAUACGAACCACUCUCGUUGACCCAAAAGAUUUCAAUCUUCUGUUCAAAUCAAACCCUAUAAAAGAUUUUCGAUCGCGAUCGCUAAAAACCCUAAUAAUCUCCUUCCAAAAACAGUUUAAAUUUCAAAUCUUGGUACAGUUGAAAUGCAUGAUUUUUGCUUCACGAUCCCGUACGGGAUGAUAGUGUUCUGUGGUGGGCUUAUCGGCUUUGCAAGAAAAGGGAGUACGACGUCGUUGGCUGGUGGUGUUGGCACUGGAUUGUUGCUCUUUCUGGCUUCUUAUCUCACUCUCAGUGCCUUUCACAAGCGAAAGAACUCGUGGGUCGGGUUGAUUCUUGAAACUGUUUGUGCUGCGGCACUCACAUGGGUUAUGGGACAGCGAUACGCCGAAACUGCUAAAAUAAUGCCUGCAGGUCUUGUUGCCGGUAUCAGUGGAUUGAUGACAGCAUUUUAUCUGUACAAGAUAGCCACCGGCGGUAACCAUUUUCCCGCCAAAACUGAAUGAUCCGAGAUCUACAAUUUGAUUCUUAAACUAGCAGCAUCUGUAAUGUGCAUGUAUUCUGAAUUGAUAAUCGUGUAUACUGAAUAGAACAGUCAUGUUUUGUGAAGUUUUGUGAAAAGAAAAUUGUGCUGUGCUUCUUCCAGGGCAAAA